Triplophysa rosa is the source of this 4032-nucleotide messenger RNA. Its product is annotated as nuclear factor 1 X-type-like. The transcript has 13 exons. The coding region runs from base 1321 to 2913 and encodes 530 amino acids. Gene Ontology annotation, cellular component: nucleus. The record is from RefSeq and is a predicted model, not a curated record. Gene Ontology annotation, molecular function: RNA polymerase II cis-regulatory region sequence-specific DNA binding; DNA-binding transcription factor activity, RNA polymerase II-specific. Gene Ontology annotation, biological process: regulation of transcription by RNA polymerase II. Lineage: Eukaryota; Metazoa; Chordata; Actinopteri; Cypriniformes; Nemacheilidae.
AUUAAAAUCAUCUGAUGCUGCACCUGUUGUAAAGUUCUGACAAAGCUAUAGAAUUUCACAGCAUUUUCUUUCAUUAUUGAUGGGCUGCUGCUUCUUUCUGCAGUUUCGGAAGUAACAGAAUCUUAAGCAUGGCACGAGACACCGGCACACAGCGGGAUACCGGCGAAACGCGACCAUGCCUCGUGGCACCGCCUAUCGACUGCCUCUUUCAAUUCAAAACAUGGCUUUUUAUAAAAGUUUUUACAAAAGUUUUACACAGUGUGCAACAACACGCCAAAGCAUUUUCUGUUAUCGGUGCACCUCCUGACAUUUCUCUGCCUUGCGCUUUACGCGCUGUCCUGCUCGUGUUUUCUUAUAAUCUUCUGUCUAUCCCUCUUACAGCCGUGUGCGUCGAGUAAUCCGCGUCGUCCAUAAUUUUCCCAGAGCUCCACUAAUGCCCCAAAGCUGCAGCUGCCACGCCGGCCGGCCGCGGAGCGCCGCACUCUGCCAGUUGCUACAUUGAUCAAUAAUUUACCAGCUCGACGCCUCCCCGACCCGUUACCCCGGGUCGACUGAGGCGACGACCGAUAUUUACUCGCAGUUAGAAGACAAAAAUAGCGGACUGGACAUUUUACUCUCUCGUGUGCUAGAAUGCAGCUUCAGUGAGCUUUCGCCAACAGGCGAGAUCCUUUUGGCAGGUCCCUGUGGUGCGUCUACGGAUUAGACUCUCGCAAUGUGCACUAGCAGUGUCGGUGAGUGACUGCGGCGGUAUUUGAGGACGCCUCUCGCUUUCAUCUGUCUGACACCGAGGAGGUGUGUUACGAGACCGACGGGGGUCCCGUAAUGGAGCUACGAGCUUGAGUCGGACAACUGCGGGAUGUAAAGAGGGUUAUGCAGUGGCCCGGGACAAGCAGGAAUUGACUUGAGGACAUAAAGACGAAAGAAAUCACUCACUGUCACGCUCGGCACUGUCUUCGUUUCGUGCACGCGGCUGCAGAAUUUUAAGCGCGCUCGUCGCUUCCCCGGUUGUUUUAGCGAGUCUUCCCCGUGCAGAGGCCGACGACAGCUGGAGAAUAUAUUCUAGUUUAGGUGUUUAUACCGAACUAUUCAAUUUAUACGAGCGUCAGCCGGAUAAUCCUUCAGUGGUUCCGUUCAGCGGCGCAGUAAGGUUUACUUUUACAAACUCUGGGAAACAGCCCUACUUGUUGAGUUCUUUUUUCGCUUCCGGUAUCUGCGAAGAAACCGACUGGUGCACCCGCUCCCUCUCUUCUUUUUUGGACGCCGAGGGUUUUAAAGAAAAAUGGGUCUUUGAGGAGAGCUGGCAAAUUCCCCUGAACUACAAUGGCCACAGAAUCAUAUCUGGUGCAUGACGGUCCCCACCGAGCCCCGGGCAUCUCCGAGUGCUUCCUAGUGCCUGAAUCCUACAGGGAUGAAUUCCAUCCCUUCAUCGAGGCUCUUCUCCCGCACGUGCGGGCGUUCUCCUACACCUGGUUCAACCUGCAGGCCCGUAAGCGCAAGUACUUUAAAAAGCACGAGAAGCGCAUGUCCAAGGACGAGGAGCGCGCCGUCAAAGACGAACUCCUGGGCGAGAAGCCCGAGAUCAAACAGAAGUGGGCGUCGCGGCUGCUGGCCAAACUGCGCAAGGACAUCCGUCCUGAGUUCCGCGAAGACUUCGUUCUCACCAUCACGGGGAAGAAGCCACCAUGCUGCGUGCUUUCCAACCCCGACCAGAAGGGCAAGAUUCGUCGCAUCGACUGCCUGCGGCAGGCGGACAAGGUCUGGCGUCUGGACCUGGUGAUGGUGAUCCUGUUCAAGGGAAGCCCGCUGGAGAGCACGGACGGAGAGAGACUGGUCAAAUCCCCGCAGUGCUCGAACCACACCCUGUGCGUGCAGCCGCACCACAUCGGAGUGGCCGUCAAAGAGCUGGACCUGUACCUGGCCUACUUCGUCCACAUGCCAGAAUCUGGGCAAUCAGACAAUUCCAGUCAACAAGGCGACUCGGACAUCAAACCACCGCCAAACGGACAUCUGAGUUUUCAAGACUGCUUUGUGACUUCAGGGGUUUGGAACGUAGCCGAGCUAGUACGAGUGUCUCAGACCCCAGUAGCAACAGCGUCAGGUCCCAAUUUCUCCCUCGCCGAUCUGGAAAGUCCUGGUUACUACAACAUCAACCAAGUAGCACUCGGCAGACGUUCACUCACCUCUCCACCAUCCACAAGGUCGGAGGUGGAGCUGUACGCCAGUCUUCCUCGGAGUUCUAACAAGCGCAAGUCUAUAGAUGACAGUGAAAUGGAAAGUCCUGUUGAUGACGUGUUCUACUCCAGUCGUUCUCCAGCCGGCACCAGCUCCCAGUCCAGUGGUUGGCCCAGUGACGUCGAUGCAGUUGCAGUUCAACACCAUUUGACGGGUGUUCAGGAGAGGAAGAUAAAACAUGAGAAUGAUAGCGUGCAGUUCCCAUACCAUGGAAGUCCUCGUGCCUCGGCCUCCGCCCUUCAUUUUCCUGCCCCCUCCAUCAUCCAGCAGUCCAGUCCAUAUUUCACCCACCCCACCAUCCGCUACCACCACCAUCAGGACCCGCUCAAAGAGUUCGUGCAGUUCGUCUGUGCCGACGGCUCGGGCCAGCCGGGGACACAGCCUAACGGGAGCGGUCAGAACAAACUGCCCGGCUCCUUCUUACUGCCACCUCCUCCGGUAGCACGGCCGGUGCCGAUGCCCCUCCCCCUGCCCGAGCACAAACCCUGCCACACACACCCUGACAGCGGAGUCGGCUCCCCGGCCUCGCCGUGCAUCAGAGCUAUGGAUGCUGACAGAUGUGUGUGUGUCCCAGCAGCAUACCCAGCGUCAGGCUCCACAGCUUCCAACAGGUUUGUCGGCAUCGGAGCACGGGACAACUUUCUGAACAUCCCACAGCAGACUCAGUCAUGGUUCCUUUGACGAGACUUUUCAUGAAACACAGACACAAAAUGUCCAAUGAAAACUGGAAAAGGAGUCACAAAGCUAAGUAUGGAAGUUUCUCACACGCCCCUCAGAAGUCUCACAAAAAACACACACACAUCAUUUUCUCCGCAAACCCCUGCACCUCCAUUCGGAUCUAGAAGACUUCAGCAUUACCUAGUCUGGAGAGCUCAGUACACCGACGACAGAUAAACCGAUGGAAGCCCCUUCAAAGGAAUGACAAACCGACUAUCACCGUCUUCACAAUGUGACUACCAGUGCAAUUUGUUCAUGCAUUCACCACCCCGUAUGCCGUGGUGAGAAAAGAUAGUCUCUUCCCUGUCAGAACAAAUUUGGAAAGAUGUUGCAUAAUUAACUGAAAUUAUUAAAAGGGACAUGAAAUUAACCUGGAUGUGUUCAUCGCGGACUCCACAUUGAUUGGCACCGACUAUGGGUCACACGUGUGAUUGGAUAGGCAGGACUCAACAGGACUCGUCUAAUUGGCUCAGCCCAUUUUCAGUAUGGAUUUGCUGACAUUGGCGAUGAUAUUGGCGAUGCCUUCCAGUGCAGCGUGGGCUCGAUAUCCUCUCCCUGUUGACCUGCUGACAAGCAAUGGACUGCAAGUAAAAUAACACUAAACGUGCAAUUUACCUAAACAUAUGCACUAUUGAUUUAAUCAAUAAUAAGGGAUAACAGAUUGGAAUGUGGAGUCGAAAUAGUUUUUCUGAGGUUAACCAGACUGGCUCAGACACACACACACCGAUAACAUGCAAGCACACUUCAAUUACAGCACACGUCAGAAUCAUAUUGAUACACAAAACAAACUCAUAUCACAUCUGCAUCACACAGAGAACUUCUGGUCUUAAGACAGUAUCAUUGAUAAACUAUGAUUUUCUUAUCCGUCUUGCUGUCUUGUUUUCUAGUUGAAACAUCCUGAGACAAGAUAAAGCUAUACUAAUAAAUUUAAGCAGCUGUUUAUCUGGAGUACAUUUUAUAAAACUAAAAUAACUAUUUUAAGCACAAUUUCUUUUUAAAACAAGAAAAGAAAUGCCAGUGGGGUAGAAUAAGAGACAUAAUUCAUGUCAUAUAUAUAUAUAUGUUGUUUUUUGUAAAACAAGA